This is a messenger RNA of Liolophura sinensis, 1055 nucleotides long. Its product is annotated as retinol dehydrogenase 16-like. Gene Ontology annotation, molecular function: oxidoreductase activity. The record is from RefSeq and is a predicted model, not a curated record. Lineage: Eukaryota; Metazoa; Mollusca; Polyplacophora; Chitonida; Chitonidae. The transcript has 4 exons. Gene Ontology annotation, cellular component: intracellular membrane-bounded organelle. Gene Ontology annotation, biological process: steroid metabolic process. Bases 1 to 969 code for a protein of 322 amino acids.
AUGAACUGGGUACUGCUCCUUCCGUUUUCUUUCAUCGUGUACUUUAUUGUUACAUGGUUAUUAAGAAAAAGGACAAUUGGCCAAAUUACAGGCCGGUACGUUUUCAUCACCGGAUGUGACACAGGCUUCGGACGUCACCUCGCCCUCCAAUUGGACAAAGUGGGUUUCCGAGUGGUAGCGGGCUGUCUCACGGAAAAAGGACAAUCCGAACUUCGGAAAGAAGCCUCCCGCCGAUUGGUUCCGGUUUCCUUGGACGUGACCAAUGAAACAAGCAUACUGGAAGCUCGCAAUUUCGUUGAAGGAUGUCUUCCUUCUGGCAAAGGUUUAUGGGCGGUGGUGAACAACGCUGGUGUGGCGGGUAAGAUAGGCCCAGCUGAGUGGAUGACCAGAGAGGAUUACGUCAGAACGCUGGACGUCAACCUGCUAGGAGUGAUAGAGAUGAGUCGCGUGUUCCUUCCGUUGUUACGGCGUGAGAGAGGCAGGCUAGUGAACAUGUCAAGCGCUAACGGAUCCGUCACUGUCCCCUUCUUCGUCCCGUACACCAUCUCCAAAUACGGCGUGGAGAUCUUCUCGGACAGUUUAAGGCCUGAAGCUCGCAAGUACGGCGUUAGUGUUCAUAUCAUCAAACCAGGAAUGUUUGACACGAACAUCCGCCAGGUGGAGCCUAUUGUUGAGGGGUUAAAAAGGUCAUUCGAGGGAUUGGCACCUGACGUACGAGCUUUUUACGGACGUGGUUUUCUUGCUGAAUUGCUAACAAAAGUGAAGUCAUCCCCUAAGGCCACGACGGACACAUCACCAGUUGUAAACGCGUACGUUCACGCGGUUACGUCACGACAUCCCCAGUACAGAUACCAUGUGGGUCUGGACGCUCAUACUUUUUGGCGUCUACUUGGCUGGCUGCCAGACAGUUUGUCCACGAUCUUGUACACCUGGGUAUUGCCAUCUCCACAGGGGGCCCUUCGUGUGUGACGUCACUCCAUGCGCCUAUCUUCCGGUUUUCAGAGGAUUGUUCUGUUGGCAGUCAUUUUGACUUUUCUGUACUUUGAAAUUGUGUU